Sorex araneus (European shrew) is the source of this 5748-nucleotide messenger RNA. RefSeq names its product ADAM metallopeptidase with thrombospondin type 1 motif 15 (gene ADAMTS15). The record is from RefSeq and is a predicted model, not a curated record. Gene Ontology annotation, molecular function: zinc ion binding; metalloendopeptidase activity. NCBI's taxonomy places the organism in Eukaryota, Metazoa, Chordata, Mammalia, Eulipotyphla, Soricidae. Gene Ontology annotation, biological process: extracellular matrix organization; proteolysis. The coding region runs from base 816 to 3665 and encodes 949 amino acids. The transcript is spliced from 8 exons.
UGGAAAGCUGCCCUUCUCUUCAAGCAUUAGGGCAUUUAUAGGGGUCAUUCUUAGUCCGAGUGUUUUAGGGGUCAGGGAGAUGAAGAAACAGCAGAUGUUGCAACAGUGGGGAUGAGGUGGUCCUGAGAGCGGGAAGGCAGAGGGCCGACGGUGCGGCUCUAUUCCCAACUAGUCACUGCAUCGCCCGGGGAGACGUAGGCUCAGACGUUAGGGCUCCCAAGGGACAGCUGUGCCGUCAAGUCUGGGGUACAACUGUGGGGGCCAAACGCAAACCGAGAUUCGCGCGCUGCUUUCUCGGGCCAGCCCACGCCUCCUGCUCCACGCCACUCCCUCCCCGCAGAGUGGCUCUCCGGCGUGGGGGCGGGACGAGUUCUUUGGUGGCCCCUGGAGGCUCAGGGCUGCAAGCCUGGGGAGGCUGGGAGGGAGGAGAGGGAGGGGCGCUAACGGGGCCGGCCGUCCAAGAGGAGGGGGCCUUUAAUAGGCUCGCCCAGCGCCGGCUCUGCAGCGCGGCGGCCAGCGGCUGUGGUCGGGAGACGCGGCCGGCACCUCCCUCGGCUUCCCGGCCGCAGUUCUGGGUCCUUGCACUUGACAGCGGUCGCUCUGCAGCUGCCGGGCGCGCGGGGCUGGGAAAGGCACAGGUAGGAGGCGCGGGCUCCUCGCCGGCUGCACACUCACCGCCCCGGGGAGUCGCUCCGGCUUCGCCCGGAGCUGCGGGCCGGUCCGGAGCGCCGCGGGGUGCGCGCGUGCCGGCUGCCAGGAGACCGCGCGGGCCAGCGCGGAGCCGGGCCGAGCUCCGCGGUGCACUGCCCGGCGCCAUGCUUCUGCUGGGCAUCCUGACUCUGGCCCUCGCCGGGGUCCCCGCCGGCGGCUCCGAGCCGGAGCAGGAGGUGGUGGUCCCCAUCCGGCUGGACCCGGACAUCAACGGCCGCCACUACUACCGGCGGGGUCCCGAGGACGCCGGGGACCAGGGUCUCAUUUUUCAGAUCACGGCCUUCCAGGAGGACUUUUAUCUGCACCUGGCGCCGGAUGCUCAGUUCCUGGCGCCCGCCUUCGCCACGGAGCACCUGGGCGCCUCCCUGCAGGGGCUGCUGGAGAACUCUCUCGACUUGCGACGUUGUUUCUACUCCGGGGACGUGAAUGCCGAGCCCGACUCGUUCGCCGCCGUGAGUCUGUGCGGGGGGCUGCGCGGGGCCUUCGGCUACCGAGGCGCCGAGUAUGUCAUUAGUCCGCUGCCCAACGCCAGUGCGCCCGGGGCGCAGCGCAACGGCCAGGGCGCGCACCUCCUGCGGCGCAGGGGCGCCCCCGGCGGGCCUCCCGGAGAUCCCACAUCGCGCUGCGGGGUGGCCUCGGGCUGGAACCCCGCCAUCCUGCGGGCCCUGGACCCCUACAAGCCUCGGCGCACCGGCUUAGGGGACAGCGGCAGCUGGCGCCGCUCGGGGCGUGCCAAACGCUUCGUGUCCAUCCCGCGGUACGUGGAGACACUGGUGGUGGCUGAUGAGUCCAUGGUCAAGUUCCACGGCGCCGACUUGGAGCAUUAUCUGCUGACGCUGCUGGCCACGGCGGCGCGGCUCUACCGCCACCCCAGCAUCCUCAACCCCAUCAACAUCGUCGUGGUCAAGGUGCUGCUUCUCCGAGAUCGGGACACGGGGCCCAAGGUCACUGGCAACGCGGCCUUGACGCUGCGCAACUUCUGCGCCUGGCAGAAGAAGCUGAACAAAGUGAGCGACAAGCACCCGGAGUACUGGGACACGGCCAUUCUCUUCACUAGGCAGGACCUGUGUGGGGCCACCACCUGUGACACUCUGGGCAUGGCGGACGUGGGCACCAUGUGUGACCCCAAGAGAAGCUGCUCUGUGAUCGAGGAUGAUGGGCUUCCGUCCGCCUUCACCACUGCCCAUGAGCUGGGCCACGUGUUCAAUAUGCCCCAUGACAACGUGAAGGUGUGUGAGGAGGUGUUCGGGAAGCUUCGAGCUAACCACAUGAUGUCCCCUACGCUCAUCCAGAUCGACAGGGCCAACCCCUGGUCAGCCUGCAGUGCGGCCAUCAUCACAGACUUCCUGGACAGCGGGCAUGGUGACUGUCUCCUGGACCAGCCCAGUAAGCCCAUUGUCCUGCCCGAGGAUCUGCCGGGCACCAGCUACUCCCUGAGCCAGCAGUGCGAGCUGGCCUUUGGUGUGGGCUCCAAGCCCUGCCCCUACAUGCAGUACUGCACCAAGCUGUGGUGCACAGGCAAGGCCAAGGGCCAGAUGGUGUGUCAGACCCGCCACUUUCCCUGGGCCGAUGGCACCAGCUGUGGUGAGGGCAAGUUCUGCCUCAAGGGUGCAUGUGUGGAAAGACACGACCUCAAUACGUACAAGGUGGAUGGUUCCUGGGCCAAGUGGGAGCCCUACGGCCCCUGCUCUCGCUCCUGCGGCGGUGGUGUGCAGCUGGCUCGGCGGCGCUGUGCCAACCCCGCGCCCGCCAACGGGGGCAAGUACUGCGAAGGCGUGAGGGUGAAAUACCGAUCCUGUAACCUGGAGCUAUGCCCCAGCUCAGCUUCUGGCAAGAGCUUCCGGGAGGAGCAGUGUGAGGCUUUCAAUGGCUACAACCAUAGCACCAAUCGGCUGACGCUUUCUGUGGCCUGGGUUCCGAAGUACUCGGGCGUGUCUCCCCGGGACAAGUGCAAGCUCAUUUGCCGAGCCAAUGGUACCGGCUACUUCUAUAUGCUGGCCCCCAAGGUGGUGGAUGGCACACCUUGCACGCCGGACUCCACCUCAGUCUGUGUCCAAGGCAAGUGCAUCAAGGCAGGCUGCGAUGGGAACUUGGGCUCCAAGAAGAAGUUUGAUAAGUGUGGCGUAUGCGGGGGAGACAACAAGAGCUGUAAGAAGGUGACAGGACUCUUCACCAAACCCAUGCACGGCUACAAUUUUGUGGUGGCCAUUCCCGCGGGCGCCUCAAGUAUCGACAUCCGCCAGCGUGGCUACAAGGGACUCAUCGGUGACGACAACUACCUGGCCCUGAAGAACAGCCAAGGCAAGUACCUGCUCAACGGGCACUUUGUGGUGUCGGCCGUGGAGCGCGACCUGCUGGUGAAGGGGACCCUCCUGCGCUACAGCGGCAGCGGGACGGCCGUGGAGAGCCUGCAGGCGUCCCGGCCCAUCCUGGAGCCCCUCACCGUCGAGGUGCUCUCCGUGGGCAAGAUGACGCCGCCCCGCGUCCGCUACUCCUUCUACCUGCCCAAGGAGCCGAGGGAGGACAAGCCGGCCCCACCCAAGCCCCCCAGGGACUCUCCGAGGCUCCACAACACCGUGCUCAGCCUCUCCAACCGCGUGGAGCAGCCAGAGCAGCCGGCCGGGCGCUGGGUGGCGGGCAGCUGGGGGCCCUGUUCCAGCAGCUGCGGCAGCGGCCAGCAGCGGCGACCCGUGGACUGUCGGGGUCCCCCUGGCCAGCAUGCCGGCUCAGCCUGCAACGCAGCCCACCGGCCGGCGGAGACACGGGCCUGUGGGGAGCCCUGCCCAGCCUGGGAGCUGGGGGCCUGGUCGCCUUGUUCCAAGAGCUGUGGCCGGGGCUUUAAGCGGCGUCCGCUCAAGUGCACGGGCCCCAGCGGGCGCCUGCUGGCCCGGGAUCAGUGCGACCUGCGCCGGAAGCCCCAGGAACUGGACUUCUGCCUCCUGCGGCCGUGCUGAGGGGCAGCCUCGCUCCUUUGCAGACUCUGUGCCCCGGCUGCUGCUGGGGGCCUUACAGGGUGGCCGGAGCCACGUGCAGAGGGCAGUGACUGGGGGCCACGGUGUCACUCAUCUCUAGGGACAAGGACCGUGGUGGGGUGAGAGGCCCCUUUCUCCCGGGCCGCGUGGGGGCUGCCAGGAACUCAGACACAGUCUACCUCACGCCCGACUCCUCCGGGGCCCAGUCUCGGGCGAGGCUGAGGGUGGCGGCGCUGGGGCAGAGGCUUCUGGGCCCAGUUCCAGCGGGGCCUGGAGGACAGACACUCCCAGGUAGAACUUCAGGGACCUGGGCCCUCCCACACCCGAGGAGGCCCCAGGCUGCUGGCGGAGCCGGGACCCAGCAGUGCGGCACCCUGGGGGCCACCUCUGGAGAGCAGAGGGUCAGGGGCUGUUGUCCGGCCCAGGUGCUCUUAUGACUUGUGGGUGGACAUAAAUCCGGGGGCCCGCAUGCGCUGGCUGGGGCCACUCUGAGGAGAGCGAGCCCUGAGGCGUCACCUCUUCAGUCCAUGCCAGGCCCUCUGCUCCCUGGAUCCGUGGCCCCUGGGACAUGGUGGGGGCGGGGACCGGCUUGCACAUACCCGGGGGUGCUGUGUAGGCUAGUUUUAGGGGCUUACCAGGGCUCUACUGUCUUCUCAAGGGAUCCGACGAGUAUAGACAAACCGCAGCCUAUGGGGGCCCCCAGAGGGGGGCUGAGAGAUCCUGGAGGUGCUGCGUCCAGCGGGGGCUGGUGGGAACAGGGGUGGGGGGUGGCCUUUUUCUCCACAGCAUCCCAGAGAGCCCUCAGGUUCCCACACGCCUGAUGCCCGAUGGUGUGGGAUCCUCCCCCGUGCCCCCUCGCAGCUUCCGCAGCUGGGGCUAACUGUUUGCUACCUCAGGCUCUGCUCUCCGGGAAGCCACGCUGUUCCCGGCCCCCGGGGUGUGGGGACUCUGGUGCUUCAGGCAGCCCCCUCGGCGGCUGUUCUUUGCACACUGAGUAACACUUGCGGCGGGGCAGUGGGUCACGGUUUCCUGCCCCCCACUCACCUCACCCGAGGGGGCUCCAGACACGCACACAGGGUCUCUGUCCGAAGGUGCUUGGGGACAGAUUUGGGAGGAGCCCAGCAUCACCCCCCACUCAGGGACCCUUGGCAGCCCCCAGCAGGUGUUGCUGGAACCUUCCAUCUUGGCCAUGUUUUAGGAGAGCAGAAGCUACAGUCUUCGAAAGCUCUGAGGGGGACAUUGUUGGGGGUUGGAAGGUCUGUGGCCCAGUGUUGUAUCUGGGGGUCUGUCUGGGGGCAGGGGUGGUGGGACCUGGGCUUCAGAGAGGCGACGAGUGUAGGGCCCUGUGGAUGGGCAGUGCCCUCUAAUUCAUCCCCAGGCCAGCGGCCUCUGGAGGGGCUUGUCCCUCAGGCGGCCCAGGGCGUGUGGGGUGCUGGACCAGCCUGCAUGUCAGGGCCAGCAGGGUCCUCAGGGAAACCCGGCACUGGGGGUGGGGGGGUCUUUGACGACAGCACUGUGCCCCGUGCGUGGUGCCCCCAUCCUCGGGGUACGGGGCGCUGUGUGGAGGGGGCAUGGGGUGGGGGCAGUGGCCCCGAGCUGAGUGGCUUUAUAAUCCUUCAAAGACGGACAACCAAUCGGGUUCUUAUUUUUGGGGGGUGCGGGGUGCGUGGAACCCAGGUCCUCACACGCCAGGAGUUGUGUGCCUAGCUAAGCCCCCUCCCAUUCCCCGGCCCCGAUCUGGUUCUUGACACGAGCUGGGUCUCCAUGUCCUGUCUUGUCACCAGGGCUUUGUUAUUUUUCUUCGAAAGAAGUGUGGCCCAGACUCUAAGGCCUGGCUUGGCGCAGACCAUUAGGCGUGUCCAACCAGCUCUCCAAGGCUUAGCCCAGGUUUUGGGUGCCGGAAUCCAAAAUGUAAGGUGAUCUCUCAUGUCUGAGGAAGAAGAACAUCCUGGAAGGCACCAGUAACUUCUCCCAGGGGCCGAGGACCAGGAAGGACCCUCCUCCACGGCCCUUUAUGUGCACUGAUUGGAGGAGACCAGCUCACGAACUGGAGGCUGGAGACGGG